AUGAUUAAGGGAAAGAAAGAACCAAAGCUACACAUGCAAAUUAGUGAAGGCAGAAGUAUUGAUGGUACAUUCAAAAAUAAAAAUUUGAAUGUAAAAAAGAAAAAACAAAGUGCUUUACUACAGCAGUGUAAAAACAAGAAUGUAAAACAGAAAGUCAAACAAAAAGGCAGAAGCAAAUCUGAUAAAGUUUCUAAAAAUUUAAAUGCCUCAAACAUGCUUUUGAAAUAUAACAAAGAAAUGUAUGAAUAUCAAAUUCAACAAUUAAAUCUGAAAUUCAAACAAUCUUUAAAAUAUCCAACACUUACACAAGAUGAAUUAAAGGUGUUAUUUGUGAAAUAUAAAUCAGAUGGUCAUUACAGAACUAAUAAAAACUUACCACCAUUUACAAGCCUCUUAAAUAAUACACAUAAUGUGGUUAAUGAAAAAAAUUACUUCUCUGAUCAAGCAGAAUGUAUAUCUGUUUCUGACAAGGAAAAGAACUGUUUUGGAAACAGCAAAGACAUAUUCACAAAUUCAAAUUGCAAUAGCCUUAGUGAAAAUCAAUAUUUAGAUGAAAAUUCAAAUAUAUAUGAAAAUCUCCAACCAAAUUUCAAAAAUGAUGCAUUGCAGUUUACAGACACUCUGAAUGUACAUAAUCUAAGUAACAGAAUAGAGAAUAAACAUCUUUAUAGUGACCAAACUUCUUCAACCAGUAACAGUUACAACCACAUGUAUAUGAACUAUAAUGAGCAAAUGCAUAGCAACAUAAGUAUAUCAGAUAAUAUACAAAAUACACCAAAUAUCCUUUCUGAAGAACAUCAAAGUUGUAGAUACGGAAACAGAAAUAUACUUUGUAAUAUAUCUGAUUCAAAUGUACCAUAUGAAAAUUUAAGUAGUAGUAAUGAAUUUCCACAACAAAAUGACAUACAUUGUUCACUUCAAGAUAACAAUUGCUCGUUGAAUCCAAACUUUUAUUUAAAUAAAUGGAAUAAUAUGACUUUGAUCGAUAAAAACAACAAUCAUCAGUCAUGGAAAAAUACACAAUCAAUUUGCAUUCCUCACAUCACUAACUUGGAAUCAUAUUAUAACAUAAAAAAUACUACAAUUCCUCAUCAAUUGACUGUAAUUAAAAAUCAUUCAAAAGAACAAGGAAACCUUGACUUACCUAUUCAUACAAAUCCAUACUACAUAAUACGUAAUAAAAAUUUAGCACAUCUUUCUAAUGAUGAUGUUAGCCACAUGCAACAAACCUUUAAUCACACUACCAGCUCAAAUAUAAUACCAGAUAAUUUUCUCUCAGAAGCAAAUACAUGUAUUCCAUCCUGUGCUAAUAUGAUUGAUCAGUAUUAA
Messenger RNA from Habropoda laboriosa, 1329 nucleotides. Its product is annotated as probable serine/threonine-protein kinase clkA. Lineage: Eukaryota; Metazoa; Arthropoda; Insecta; Hymenoptera; Apidae. The transcript has 2 exons. The record is from RefSeq and is a predicted model, not a curated record. The coding region runs from base 1 to 1329 and encodes 442 amino acids.